AGCCCAACUUUCUGCAGGGCAACAAGUCAGCUGGACUUUCAGAAACAAUUGUCUAUAUAUCUUUUAUUCAGAGCUAAACCUUUUGUGACUUAAAAGAACCCAGCAUCUUUAAAUCAGAUGUCUAUGAUUAGACAAGCGGAGGACAGUGAAGUCUCCCGUAGAUCACAAUGGUGUCUACAAUUGUGGUUCUCUGGACCUUCUUGACAGUGAUCUGUACAGCAAGAGGCCAUCAACCCAUAGCGCAAGCUAAACAAGCCACAGACCUCUCUGCAGACAUCAGUGACGACAAACUCUUAUUGGUGUCCUCAGCAAACAAAGAGUUUGCCUUCAGUCUCUACAGGAAGUUGGUAGCUCAUGCUUCCGCUAAAGGCCAACACAUUUUCUUCUCCCCAAUUAGUGUCUCUGCUGCCUUAGCUGCUCUGUCUGUGGGGGCUCGAGGAGCAACACGUCAGCAGCUGUUUCAUACUCUGGGCUUCAACAGCUCCCAGCUAUCUCAGACGGAUGUAAAUGCUUCAUUUCUGAAAAUCAUUGGAAGUAUGGCAUUUAAGAUCAGCCAAGGCACCGCUGUGUUUGUUGACAACCUGUUCACACCAAAGCCUGACUUCCUGCAUGUCCUGAAGCAGUGCUAUUUUACUGAGGGCUUCAAGAUUGACUUCACUAACCCUAUAGAGAGCACCAAUACCAUCAAUCGGUAUGUAUCUGGAAUGACCAGUGGAAAAAUAACUCAAUUAAAAAACCUGGAUCCAAGCACAGUCCUUUAUCUCCUGAGCUACAUCUACUUCAAAGGAAUCUGGGCGACUCCAUUUGAUCCAAAGCUGACUACGCUAGAUUUGUUCAGAGUGACUGAAACCAUUGAGGUUCCAGUCCCGAUGAUGAGGAUGGAAGCUGAUGUGGAGACUUUUUAUGAUGAGGCCAUUGCUACAUCAGUCCUCCAUCUGCCCUUCAACAACUCUUACUCCAUGCUGCUGCUGUUACCUGAUACCAUGGCGACACUGGAGAACAAGAUCAGUCCUGCACAUAUCACCAGGUGGUUGCAGCGGAUGAAACAAAGUAAGUACAAGAUCUCUGUUCCAAUGUUCUACAUGAAGACCUCCUACAAGCUGAAUGAUGUGCUGGCUGAAAUGGGAAUGGCAGACAUGUUUGGGGAUCAUGCAAACCUCAGUGGCAUUGCAGAUGGACAGAAACUGGUUGUGUCUGAGGUUGUACAUCAAGCAACACUGGAUGUUGAUGAGACUGGGGCUGCAGCUGCUACUGGUGUUGGCAUCUCUUUUUUCUCUCACACAGCCCCGGAAUUGAAGUUUAAUCGUCCUUUUAUAGUGAUGAUCACUGAGGUCUCUGCAGAAAACAUAAUUUUUAUGGGCAAGAUUGUAAAUCCAAACAUUUAAGAUUGUUUUUACAUUAUGAAUAAAAAGAGGUCGUUUUUCUAGUGUG
Xiphophorus couchianus (Monterrey platyfish) is the source of this 1431-nucleotide messenger RNA. Its product is annotated as serine protease inhibitor A3K-like. The coding region runs from base 168 to 1385 and encodes 405 amino acids. The record is from RefSeq and is a predicted model, not a curated record. The transcript has 7 exons. Gene Ontology annotation, molecular function: serine-type endopeptidase inhibitor activity. Lineage: Eukaryota; Metazoa; Chordata; Actinopteri; Cyprinodontiformes; Poeciliidae.